AUGCGCCGCUGGCAGCCCGAACUGGCCGAGAACCACACUCCAACGGGCUGGAAAAUGGCAGCAAACAACAGCCACCCAACAAACGGACACCAGAUCCCAGUGACAAUCGAAGCGAACCAGUUCAACCAGAUCAAAAACCAGAUAAUCGCAACCAAGCAACUCUCUCGCAACCUAUCCCUGUCAGACAGCAAUCUCAGCCUCACAAAUCAGCAACAGAACCACUCCGAAGCUCCAUCAUCCUCAUCAGCAGCAGGCGCAACAGUAGCACUAAACUACAACAGCUUCAUCGAGCCAGUAACAGCACUCAGGAAUACCAUCGCGGCUCAUGAACAACAUUCAAUCGUACCCAUCCCAGCCUACUCUCAACCGAGGAACUGGUGCCUACCGAGCUUGCUGCCGACUGGCUUAGACCCUUACACCUUGAAACAUCAGAGGGAUAAGCUCAUCGAAACCAAGAUCAAAUGGAGACUCAACGAACUCGAAUCCUUUACUGCCAACCUACCCGACCAUUCAACCAUCAACCCUCAGGAAGGUGCAGAACAGAGUCAUCAAGACCCUCUUGCCUCAUCUUCCUCCACAACCGACUUCAGCAAUCAAAAGUUACGAGCCCUGAUCGAAAUCAAAUCGUUGAGGCUACUACAGAAGCAGAAAGACUUGAGAGAGGAGAUGAUGACCGGAAUCAACCAAGCCACCAAGCUGAACCUUGUAAUCGAUCGAACCGCAGUCAAACGCCCCAAGAAACUCUUCCUCAGGGAUGCCCGAUAUACUGAAACAAUCGAACGAAGACAGAAGUUGGACCGAGAACAAAAACUGAAGCAGAAACAUCUCGACCAUAUCUCAUCGAUCCAGUCCCAUUCGAACAGAUUCAAAUCUGCACACUACGAGUCCAAAGAACUUCUGUCGAGAUUCGGUAAAUCGGUGUCCAAGUUUCAUGUUGAAGCCGAAAAGGAAGAACAGCGAAGGAUCGAACGACUGAGCAAGGAGCGGUUGAAAGCCCUCAAGGCCGACGAUGAGGAGGCCUACUUGAAACUGAUCGAUACCGCCAAGGAUACUCGAAUCACCCAUCUCUUAAGGCAGACCGAUCAAUACCUCGAAAACCUCAGUCAUGCCGUCCUCCAGCAACAGAACGAUGCAGUCCACAGGGAUGGCCAGAUCCAUGUCGACCAAGACCAAACUGGGGCUGCCAUCGAUGAGAGUGCGUUUGGCGCUGCGCCCGUCUUCGAUGAUGAUAGGGCUGCCGCAAACCAAGUCGCAACCUCUACUGAAGGCAGCAAGGCCGACUAUUAUAACGUUGCUCAUCGCAUCAAGGAGGAGGUCACCAAACAAAGCUCUCUCCUCACCGGCGGUCAAUUGAAAGAGUAUCAAAUUAAAGGUCUUCAAUGGAUGGUCUCACUCUAUAACAAUCGACUCAACGGAAUUCUUGCCGACGAGAUGGGUCUCGGAAAGACGAUCCAAACGAUUUCACUGAUCACCUGGUUGAUGGAAAACAAGAAACAACCCGGUCCUUACCUCGUGAUCGUCCCCCUAUCAACCCUACCCAACUGGACACUGGAAUUCGAAAAGUGGGCUCCAACUGUCAAGGUGGUUGUCUACAAGGGCUCGCCCAACGUUCGAAAACAACUUCAGGCCCAGAUCCGUCAGGGUCAAUUUGAGGUCUUGUUGACUACCUAUGAAUAUAUCAUCAAAGAUCGACCCAUGCUUUGUAAGAUCAAAUGGGUGCACAUGAUCAUCGACGAGGGACAUCGAAUGAAAAACUCACAAUCGAAGCUCUCGCUGACCUUAACGACGCACUACCAAUCGCGUUAUCGAUUGAUCCUCACGGGUACACCGCUCCAAAACAAUCUACCUGAACUGUGGGCGCUGUUAAACUUUGUUCUACCCAGGGUGUUCAAUUCAGUUAAGUCAUUCGAUGAAUGGUUUAAUACUCCCUUCGCCAACACCGGCGGUCAAGAUAAGAUCGAACUGAACGAAGAAGAGGCCAUCCUAGUCAUUCGUCGGUUGCACAAGGUUUUACGGCCCUUCUUGUUGCGUCGAUUGAAGAAAGAUGUCGAGAGUGAACUACCGGACAAGGUUGAGAGAGUGAUCAAGUGCAAGAUGUCCGGCCUACAAUUGAAACUGACUAAUCAGAUGAAAGUUCACAAAAUGAUCUGGACGGAUGUCGAUAAUGCUACCAAUACGGCAAAGGGAAGCAGUGGGACGGGUGGAGUCAUGAGAGGUUUACAGAACGUGAUCAUGCAGCUCAAGAAAAUUUGCAACCAUCCGUUCACAUUCGAGGAAGUCGAGAGGACCAUCAACGGCCCUGAUAAACCGACCAACGACACACUCUGGCGAGCUGCAGGGAAAUUUGAGCUGUUGGAUCGAGUAUUGCCAAAGUUGUUCAGGACUGGACAUCGAGUCUUGAUGUUUUUCCAAAUGACUCAAGUCAUGGAUAUCUUUCAAGAUUACUGCUCUUAUCGCGGGAUUAGAAACCUUCGGCUGGAUGGAAUGACCAAGCCCGAAGAACGAGCUGAAUUAUUGAAGACCUUCAAUCACCCCGAAUGCGGUAUCGACCUGUUUAUCCUCUCGACCCGAGCUGGAGGCUUAGGAUUGAAUCUUCAAACGGCCGAUACGGUGAUCAUCUUCGAUUCCGACUGGAACCCCCAUCAAGAUCUCCAAGCCCAAGAUCGAGCGCAUCGGAUUGGACAAAAGAAAGAAGUCCGGGUCUUGAGACUUAUCACCAGUAAGAGUGUCGAAGAACAUAUCAUGAGUAAAGCUCAAUUCAAGUUGGAUAUGGACAAAAAAGUCAUUCAAGCUGGUCGUUUCGAUCAUAAAAGUUCUGCCGAAGAACGAGAGACGUUCUUGAGAGAGUUGUUGGAAGAUGAUGAUAAUGAAGAAGAGGGCGAUAAUGAACUCGGGGACGAAGAGUUGAAUGAAAUGCUGAAAAGAUCGGACGAAGAGUUUGAAAUAUUCACGGAAAUGGAUCGCGAGCGAGCAGCUGAAGCGGCUCAACAGUGGAGCAUGACGCCUGAGGGACAGGCUGGCAAGCCACUACCAGAAAGGCUGAUGACCGUUGAGGAGUUGCCCACUGUAUAUUCCAAAGACAUAGCCCCUAUCGUGUUUGAUCCGAAUGCCGCCGAGGAGGAAGAAGAAGGCGGGGGCAGGAAAGCCCGAAACCGAAAUGCAGUACAUUACGACGAUGGAUUAACGGAAGAACAGUUCUUAGAGGCCGUAGAAAAUGAAGAAGAUUUGACGGAAGUGAUUGCGAAGAAGAGAGGAAAGCGCGCGAUGAGACAGGCCAACAAGAUGAAGAAACGGGGCGCCAACGAGAGUGGGGACGAAGACCCGGAAGAGGAAGAGGAGGAUGAAGACGAAGAGGAUGACGAUUUCGUCGGGAAUGGAAGAGGAAACGGUCGGACGAGCAAAUUGAGUCGCGCGAAUUCUUCGACUAAUCAUUUCAGUCAUUCUCCCGAACCUAAUCGUAAACGUAAAAGAAUCCUCGGCGGUAGUCAAGUCGGAAUCGACGACUCUGUUGAUGGCGAUUCAGAGCGCGGCAUCCGAAAGCCGCUUUCGAAUAAGAAGAGGAAAAAUAACGCACAUGGAAAUGGCGAAGAUGAUGCGUUACUGAACUCGUACCGAAAGGUCAUGAGAGAAUGUUACGAUGCAUUGAUGAAACCAAUCGCACCUGAUUCGGGUGAACGAAGGAUCAACUUGUUUAUGGAUUUAGUCAAUCGUAAACAAUUCGUAGACUAUUAUCAAAUCAUCAAGAAACCUAUCUCAAUGCGACAAAUCAAUAAACAUAUCACAUCCAAAUAUAAAACCUUAAAACAAUUCAAGGAUGAUGUAUAUUUGAUGUUGAACAAUGCGAGAAUUUACAACGAAACGGGAUCUUAUGUUUAUCUCCAAGCGGAUGCAUUGCAAGAUUAUUUCGACCAUGUCUUUCAAUGUUUGGUGGACGAAAAUGGAAAACCUAGAGAUGAGCCACUCCCCCAACGGCCUCCGAAUCCUGACGGCGACUCUCAGGACUCAUCUUCCGGCUCGGAGUCCAACCAUGAUGAUCAAACUAUAGAACAACAGCCACUCCCACAACACCACCUACCACCUCAACAUCAACAUCAACAGCAACAAAGCCAACAGCACCUCGCACAACAGCAGCAACUCGCACAGCUCCAUCAGCAACAGUUACAGCAACAGAUGCACCAUCAAAUGCAUCAUCAAAUGCAGCAACAGAUGCAUCAACACCAACAUCCAGGACAAUAUUGA
Molecule: messenger RNA, 4239 nt
Organism: Puccinia triticina
Lineage: Eukaryota; Fungi; Basidiomycota; Pucciniomycetes; Pucciniales; Pucciniaceae
Exons: 11
Coding region: 1-4239 (1412 amino acids)
Biological process (GO): positive regulation of transcription by RNA polymerase II
Cellular component (GO): nucleus
Molecular function (GO): ATP-dependent chromatin remodeler activity; histone binding; DNA binding
Source: RefSeq, a predicted model, not a curated record